AUGCGCCCUACGGAGGAUGAAGCUAGCGCUGCUCCCACUCCGCCCAAGAAGGUGCGCUUGGCGUGUGUGCGAUGCAGAGCCAAGCGGGUCAAGUGCGACGGUGGAAUCCCAGCCUGCUCCAACUGUGCUCGUGCCGGUGUGUCUUGCGUGGAUGUUGAUUGUCGAAAUAAUGAUCGCUCUAUCCCUCGCGACUAUGCGGCCCGGUGUGUUGCCCGCAUCCAGUGGUUGGAGCAACAGAUCAAAUCGCUUGACGCGGGGUUUGAUCUGACUCAGGGGCCACAGCUCGAGUCUCUUGCUUUCCCCCUCGCCAUUCCAGAACCUCUGCCACAGAGUACACAAGAACAGUCUACAGCUUCAACUCGAAAGCGAGGACAUUCAGUGAUGCAUCGCCCUGAUUCAGAUCGCAGCUCUGACGCUCCACCGGCUGUAGAGGCACGCUCGGUUGCCAUGGAUUUGGGAAUGCUCUCACUUCAUUCUGAUUCUCGCCAAAAGCAUUAUCUAGGCUCUUCAUCAGGGCUGUUCUUCACCAACCUCAUUGGUGCCGACAGCGAGGCGCUCUCUACCGCGAGCCCGGUUUCGACUGGCACUGUUUCCCAAAUCAACCGCACACUUCCCAGCGAACGGCAAGCUGGUAAAGGCCCAUCGCCAGAGACAUACCGCUUGCUCUACCGAAAACUAUCCAAGGAACUUCCUUCUACCGAAGAGGCCAACACGUUGCUCAAUAUCUACCUCCAGGAAAUACAUAUUGAUCACCCGUUUCUUCACCCAACAUCUCUUUUCAACGCAUAUAAUGCGCUUCGUUUCUGUGAAGAACGUGGUUACGACAAUGUAGAUCACAACGGAUGGCCCAAGGAUAUGACGCCAUUCCCUUACAAUGGACGGUAUGACAGAACUGGGGACAUGGACGCUACUCCAAUCUCCAUCUUCACCGCUGUGUUGCAUGUGUUUAUGGCAUUCUCCCUCGCUGCUACGCUUCUGACGCGAACCAAAAAUUUUGAGUUCUCUCCAGCACGUUUCUACAAAGUCGCAGCUAGUGCGGCCUCGGAGUGCUUGUCAAGUAUAUCAGUACCUUCACUACAAAGCGUUUUGCUUUUCACGGUGCAAGGUAUGAUCGCGCCCACCAACCUCAACAUAUGGACAUUGGUUUAUGUGGCCAUGUCUCAUUGCAUUGAUCUGGGCCUCCAUCGAGAGCCAAGGAAUCCUACCGAGUCGUCCCCGGAGUCUCUUCUCGUGAGGAGGUUUAUAUUUUACACAGUUUAUAAUCUGGACCGGUCAAUUUCAACUAUACAGGGGCGCCCGCUCGGUAUUCGUGACGAAACCUUCGACAUUCGGAUGCCAGAAGUUGCCGAUCUUUCCGCUGAAGAGCCAAUCCAGAUGCCAGCUGGCCUGGCCGGCUCCGGGUGGGAUCGCCGGUUGCCGGAUGAUCUGAGAGUAACCAUCCAUCGCUUCAAACUGGAUCGAUACAUAUCAGAAAUCAAGAUGUUGUUCUAUCAUCUUCCGACCGGUGGAGGGAUAUUUAACUGGCCAACCGAUCCCUUAGCAGAACAGCUGCGCAUCAAGUCUGCCCUUGACACCUGGCUCGCGGAGCUCAAGCACAUUUGCCCUUCACCAGAUAUGCCAGGAGAAGAGACGACUCCCCGGUCACGUCGCAUACGACUCAAACUAGAAGUCUUAUAUCAUGGUGCUCUGGCUCUUUUGUAUCAACCAUCGCAAGCGUGCCCAUCACCACCACGUUCUGCACUUCUCCAAUGUUAUCGCUGUUCGAGUGAGCGGAUUCGCAUAUACAACCAUCUAAACAAUGACGAAAACCUAUACUAUAAUUGGCGAAAUAUCCAUGGUAUUUUCUCGUCCGGGGCAAGUAUUGUAUACUGCUUUUGGGCCUCGCCUGAAAUACAGUCGAUGAUUCCUUUUACUGAGGCGCUCCGCGAUCUUCGAGUUUGUUCGAACCUUCUCAGUAUCGGAGGACAAUGGUGGCCCUCAGUGCGCAAUGGAAAAGACAACUUUGAUAGGAUUGUGGAUUUGACAAUCAAGCGCUUGAGCUAUUUGCAUAAUGCUGACCACCCUUCAAAACGGCGGCGGCCACAACUUGAGACCGACGCCGACCGUGAGCGACAGCUCCGUGCGGGAGAACCAGAUGCUUCCGCACUGGAACUUGAACCGGCCCCGAUGUCCUUUGCAGUGGAUGCUUCCCAAUUAUCGAGACAGGAUAUUGUCACACAACAAGAUGAUCCCGGUGCCAUACCUGUGGUCGAAGACACGUACCUACUAGCAUCUAACAUAUUUCCAUAUGAUGCCGGGCUAAAUUCGGAUCUCGAUGGAACAACUCCCGUGGAAUCUGUUAUGGAGAACUUCUUUGCAGAGUACCUGCACGGUGAUUGGAGCUGGGAUCCAUUCUCAGCCUCCCUCGACACUUCAAUUCCGUGA
Aspergillus calidoustus is the source of this 2424-nucleotide messenger RNA. The record is from the annotation of a GenBank genome assembly. Lineage: Eukaryota; Fungi; Ascomycota; Eurotiomycetes; Eurotiales; Aspergillaceae.